AUGUAGGAAAGAAACGGGUAGCCGUAGACAGCGUUCGAUUCAAAACAAGAGACAACCACACACUUCGCCGUAACGUCAACUUCUGUCAGUGCAAACAUUCGUAUACAAACACAAAUACAAACACACACACACGCACACAAACGCUCAAACGAUCUCAUAUAUGCACACCAAAUGGGUCGUCUCAAGCCAUAACAUUUCAUAUUACAGCAUAAAAUAUACCACAUUAAUGAUAGAACGGGACACGAACAUUAACUAGACGAUUCAGAAGUCAAUAUUGGAAUAUUAUUUCUAAUUUUUCGUUGUCGUUUUGUUUCGUUCAUCUGGUAAAGAAAGAACUUCUUCUGCUUCGUGCUUUUACUCUUGGUUCCUAUAAAAAAACAUCCACUGAUUAGUGUGCGUGUAUUCUUUCUAUUUUUUUUCAAUGAUGAUUUUUCAUAGAAACGUGCUAAAAACAAUAGCAUUUUUAUAUAGAAAAAGAAGAAACAUAUAAGAAAAUUAAAGAAGAAGAAGGCGACGUAGAAAACGGUCUUUGGAGUGACAGAUAGAAGAAGAGAAAGAAAUAAGAGAGCGAGAGAGUAAGUCAGCUAAAGGAGAUAGGAUUGGAAUUGCAUUAAAAAACGUCAUUAUCCACUAUCAGCACGAAAUCAAAAAUUACCCGAUAGUGAAAUGGAUAGCCCUUUUCAUUCAUUUUGCGACUUGAUCAAGGUGAUUGAUCAGAAUGAAGAUUCGAUUGUAUUGGAUCGCAAACUCAGAUACCUGGCUAGUGACAUUAAUGAAGUUCUUGAAGGCGAUGAAAAUAUGUUAUGGUCGGCAUUGCAAUAUUUUAAUGAACGAGCACUGGAAGAAGAAGGAUUUGCCAUCAAUUUUGCUCUGUUGUUCACGUCUUGCCACUUUGAUGGUUUACGAGAGCAUUUGCAAUCAUCUGAUGGCAAUAGCAUUUUUCGGGCACACAUUUUAAACAUGCUUCAACAAAAUUAUUCAAAUGCUGAAAAGCUGAAAACAUUGAGUAUGGACCAUUUUUACAAUUCAAUCACGUUGCUAGGUGAAUUUUACAAUCGUUUGCAUCAAAAAUCCCACCCAGUUUUAAUAAUUGGUCGCAGUCUCUUUGAACUGUUAACCAAAGAAUUAAAAUCUGAGUCCGCCAAAUGUACAAAUGAUCCGACGCAUGUAUUCAAUGUGCAAUUCUCCAGACUGCUACUAACUCAAGUUACCUUAAAUGGUUCACUAGCAAAGACACACCAUUCAAAUGAAAUUGAUCAGCUAUUCUAUGAGCUGCGUAAGUGUUUGAUAGAGGUGCCGAAUUUGGCAUCGAUGACGAAAGCGUUUCUACUAAUGUCAUUAGAUCUCUACUAUAGUGGAUUCAAGAGUGUUGGCACCAAUUUGGAAAAAUUUUAUAGUAAAUUUUUAGAUGAGCAUGAUAGCACAGAAAAUCGAAGUCAACAUCCUCUGCCUGAUUCAAAAAAAUUUAUCGAAUCCGAUGAACCGGCAAAUAGAAGUUACAGUCUGCGUAAUUUGAAAAAGGAUUUUGCCUGCCUAAAAACAAACGGUGGACAAGAUGAUCAUCGUAGAAUAAAUCGCGAAUAUUUAAAUCGGCCUCUCAAAGCUAGCGAUAGACUGAAAUACUUUCAAAAUAGCAAUUCAGAACUGACAAAAGAGGUGAGACGUACCGAUGACACGCAAAAAUCACCACGCAUUCAAGCAAUUAAAGGAUCUAGUUCAGAAAUAUGCUUAAGUCAAACCAAUUCGCUAAAUAACAAUCAAUUCGAAUGCAAUGAUGCAUCAGCUAAUCGACUGACGCUACUAACUAUAUCGACAAAUUACCAAGAUCCAGCUACAAUCAACACACUAACAACGAAAGUUGAAACCGUUGCCAGUCCAACUGAGUCACACGAAAGUGUACGGCAAAAUAUUCAUCCAAAGCUGGAGAAUUUUAAUUGGUUCGAAGCAGUUGAACGAGAAGAACUUCCUGAUUUUACACCCAAUCUCAACAAUAGUAGUGGAAGUAACAAAUUUGAUACAUUGAGUGUGGCAUCAUAUAGUUCGAAUCCGGCGAGUCCACAGGAGCGCAUAUCACCGAAACCAUCGAAUACGAAUCGUAGCCGACGCAACAGCUUGAAUCGCUUUCGUUCCGAGUACUAUCGUCAAUCGAACGAAGAUUUACAUCAACAGAAUGAAAAACGUACACAUCGAAAUGAUUCAAAGCAAAACUAUCAUCAGAGUUGGCGUAGUACGGGUGGUCGAAGUUCACCACGAAAUGACUCACGUAAUGGAUAUAAUAAACGUGGUGAUUAUGACCGUGAAAGCUCGAAUAACAACGGACGACACAAUGAUGGUGGGAGUUAUAAUAGACGAAAUCUUACUCGGGGCGGAAGUGUCGAUAGUAAAGGUAAAGAUUUUGGUCAACAACGCACUCGACAUGAUUCGUUCAAUCGACGAAAUCAAGAAAACGACAAUUUUGAACAUUUCCAAUCGUACAAUCGCAAAUCGUUCUCACGAAACAAAGAUAAUUUCAUGAAUAAUCGCACGCUGCCGCCCAGACUACAACAGAAAUGGCAACAGCAACGAGCCGACUACAACAAUGACUGUGAUAAUCCAAAACGAUUCAAUAAUCGAAAUACACAAAAUAGCACUGGCAAUAUUAGCAAGGCACCGCUGAGUGGUGGUCGAACUGAGAUAUAACUUCUCCCACAAAAUAUAACGAGGCCGAACGAGGCAUACGAACAAAAAAAAAAACAAAUAAAGUCGAUAAAUAUUAAUGUGCUUUGAAGAAAUAAGCAAGGGAAGUAACAGCCAGCCGAAAGGAUGUUCUAAUGAAUAUAUAUUUUUAUAUAUUCUCACUCCACAUUCAAGAAUUUAUUCUUGUAUAAUAUUAUAAUAACUACAACAAGAACUAUAACAGCAACAAAACAGAUCUUGCAUAUCAGCCCAUCGGUUUGCGAUUCAGGCGACAUUAAUGAUUUUUUAAAGAUGAUGACAAUAGCAGUUAAGUUGAAUGCGAAAUAUUAUGAAAUAAAAAGGAUAUUUUUAUGUACAGGUACACGUCGAGAGGAGAAACAUAUUUUCUUGAUAUCGAUAGUUAUUUGGGGCUAAGAUAACCUAUCACUUAGGAUUCAACGACUUUUGUUUUUCGUUCAGUACAAUUUUUCUACAUGCAUAAUUUUAAUCUAAAGUAAAAAACACAGAAUAGUUAAAUUAAUAAAAAAAAAUUCAAUCAAAAGGACUUGGGAAAGCAUGUUUAAAUUUUAUUAGAUAUGUCAGGUGUGUUCUGGAGCAGACAAAUCUAAAUUACGAUGAGAAUCAAGUCAAAUGUCACCAUAAAAAUGCAAAAUUCUUUGAUUGUAUUAAAAAAGUGUUAAUGAGGGAAAUAAAUUGUAUAUUUUUGUCAUUGUAGAAUGGCAACAAUAUCUGUGAAACGUGGAGAAAAAAAUAGUACCUCGAUGAAACAAAUAAAUUCUGGUUUUUGUUCACAUCGAAGCCAAAAACUUAUUAAACGAAAUAAAACUAGGCAAUUAUGAUGAUAUUUGAUUUAAAAAACACAAAACAUGAAUGAUGAUAACUGUUCAAUGAUAGUCCGUAAAAAACAGCAAAAUAACAAUUGCCUUAAUGUUUAACGAAUAAAACGAGUUUAAUUUUA
Messenger RNA from Sitodiplosis mosellana (orange wheat blossom midge), 3634 nucleotides. Its product is annotated as myb-like protein D. NCBI's taxonomy places the organism in Eukaryota, Metazoa, Arthropoda, Insecta, Diptera, Cecidomyiidae. Gene Ontology annotation, molecular function: translation activator activity. Gene Ontology annotation, biological process: regulation of translational initiation. The record is from RefSeq and is a predicted model, not a curated record. The coding region runs from base 667 to 2679 and encodes 670 amino acids. The transcript has 7 exons.